AACCAUUCCCCGGUAACCAUUCUUUCUUUCCAACCUCACAAUCCCUUUGAAACCAAGUUUCUUUUAUCUCUUCCCCUUACCUUCUCAGCGCAGAAUAUCCACCGGACAGAGAGAACAAAAAUCGAAGAAAAACGAAGGAAAAAAUAAAAAUAAAGAGAGCAAACGGGAAACGAAAACAUCACCAUCACCUCAUCAACAUCAAACAUCAUUCUCUCUCACAGUACUCCACUCAGUCACUCACUCAGUAACCCCCCGUCUCUCUCUCUCUCUCUCUCUGCUAGCUGUUUCCGGGUGAUGCUAGCUGGGAAUUGAAUCUAAACGCACAGAGAAGAACCCUAGAAAAAUUAAUGGCUGUUCUAAUCCACAUUCCCCAUAUCGCCCCUUUAACUCCGCUCUUUUUGCUGCUCCUUCUAUCCCACGCACCUCUGCCCAUCCUCGCCUUGAACAUUACCAACCUGCUAUCUUCCUUCCCGGAGCUAUCCUCCUUCGCGUCCCUCAUCUCCUCCACCAAUAUCUCCUCCGAUUUCUCCCACCGUACAUCUGUAACUCUUCUCGCCGUCCCCAACCCUUACGUAUCGUCGUCUGACGUCCUCACGCGCCGUCUCUCUUCCACCUCCCUCGCCGACGUCCUUCGCUACCACGUCCUUCUGCAGUACUUCUCCUGGUCUGACCUCCAGAAGAUUCCUCCAUCCGGCGUCCUCGUCACCACCCUCUUCCAGACCACCGGCCGCGCUACCAGCAACUACGGCUCUGUCAACAUCACCCGCAACCCUACCAGCGGCGUUGUCUCGAUCCACUCCCCUGAGCCUUACUCCCCUUCAAACGCCACCGUUCUCUCCCUCGUCAAAACCCUUCCCUAUAAUGUCACCAUCUUGGCCGUCAAUUCCCUCCUCGUCCCCUCCAACUUCGAUCUCAUGGCCUCCGAGACCCACCCGACCCUGGGGCUGAACAUCACCAAGGCCUUGAUCGACGGCCACAACUUCAACGUCGCGGCAUCGAUGUUGUCUGCCUCUGGCGUGGUGGAGGAGUUCGAGGCCGACGAGGGCGGGGCUGGGAUAACGCUCUUCGUCCCUGUGGACACCGCCUUCGCCGAUCUUCCGGCCACCGUGAGGCUUCAGUCUCUCGCAGCAGAUAAGAAAGCGGUAGUCUUGAAGUUCCACGUGCUGCACUCCUACUAUCCAUUGGGUUCUCUGGAGUCAAUUGUGAACCCGGUCCAACCCACAUUGGCCACAGAGGCCACGGGGGCCGGGAGCUUCACCCUCAACAUUUCUAGGAUUAAUGGGUCUGUCGCGAUCGAUACUGGAGUCGUUCAGGCUUCGGUGACUCAGACCGUUUUCGAUCAGAACCCUGUGGCAAUCUUCGGUGUCUCGGAAGUGCUAUUGCCGAGGGAGAUCUUUGGUAAAGGUCCUAUGGGGAAUGGCAAGCCUGGAAGCACCGUAAUGUACGGUGCUCAACCGCCCGAUAGCGCUCUCUCGCCAGAGAACUCUCCGGGACUGAAUAACCCGCCCUCACAUCUGUCGUCUCCACCUGGUUUCCGUGAAGAUAUCACAUCAGGAGCUGCUACCGGUAAUGGUGGUGACCUACGGAGCUUGGUACUCGCUCUGUGUUGUAUAGCAUUGAAUGUAGUUGUAUGAGAUUAAUUAUUUUGCCUCAUAAUUAUUGAUUUUUUUUUUUACACGGUGAAUUGAAUUGGCAAAUUGGGAUAUGCAUAACCAGCCCCCCCUCCCUCUUUUCUUUUCAAUUUUUCCUUAUUGAAUGUCAAUUGUGUUAAUGUUUGAAUAACAUAUAUAUAUAAAAAAAAAGCAGCAAUUUUGU
Juglans regia (Persian walnut) is the source of this 1815-nucleotide messenger RNA. Its product is annotated as fasciclin-like arabinogalactan protein 4. The coding region runs from base 348 to 1634 and encodes 428 amino acids. Gene Ontology annotation, biological process: multidimensional cell growth; abscisic acid-activated signaling pathway; mucilage biosynthetic process involved in seed coat development. The record is from RefSeq and is a predicted model, not a curated record. The transcript has a single exon. Lineage: Eukaryota; Viridiplantae; Streptophyta; Magnoliopsida; Fagales; Juglandaceae. Gene Ontology annotation, cellular component: plasma membrane.